AUGCCGAUACUAGCGAAGAACUGUAUGACGUUCUUCGUCUGCUAUAAAACGGCGAACGCGUAUUUUAUAAUCACAGUUACACAUCGUCUGUUAACUUUGACACACAAGAUGAAAUCCUUCGUUGCCAUCCUCGCCCUCGUGGCCGUUGCCGCCGCUGAUGUCUCCCACUUAGUCCGCAGCCCUGAGGCUGAUGCCCAGACCCUCCGACAGGAUGCUGAUGUUCUUCCCGACAGUUACAACUACGCUUAUGAGACCAGCAAUGGAAUCUCUGCCCAAGAGAGUGGACAACUGAAGAACGCUGGACGAGAGGAUGCGGCUAUUGAAGUCCAAGGAUCCAACCAGUACACUGCCCCUGACGGCACACCCAUCCAGAUCACCUACGUCGCCAACGAAUUCGGUUAUCAACCCCAGGGUGCUCAUCUUCCCACCACCCCAGCACCUCUGCCCAUCCCCGAUUACAUCCAGAGGGCAAUUGCCUACAUCGCCGCCAACCCACCCAAGCCUGAGCCUAGUCGCAGAUUUUAGAUUAGAUAAUUAUGUUAUAAAUUAAGUAAGCCAAAUCCAUAAACUCUUCAAAAUUAUGUAACGCCUACUAUAUUAUCUCUAGUCGCAAAUUGAAAAUAAAC
Molecule: messenger RNA, 626 nt
Organism: Achroia grisella
Lineage: Eukaryota; Metazoa; Arthropoda; Insecta; Lepidoptera; Pyralidae
Gene: CPR3
Product: larval cuticle protein LCP-17-like
Exons: 4
Coding region: 1-525 (174 amino acids)
Cellular component (GO): chitin-based extracellular matrix
Molecular function (GO): structural constituent of chitin-based larval cuticle
Source: RefSeq, a predicted model, not a curated record